Acanthopagrus latus (yellowfin seabream) is the source of this 1370-nucleotide messenger RNA. It is a transcript of the gene id2a, whose product is annotated as inhibitor of DNA binding 2a. Gene Ontology annotation, molecular function: transcription regulator activity; protein dimerization activity. Lineage: Eukaryota; Metazoa; Chordata; Actinopteri; Spariformes; Sparidae. The record is from RefSeq and is a predicted model, not a curated record. Gene Ontology annotation, biological process: negative regulation of transcription by RNA polymerase II; cell differentiation; circadian regulation of gene expression. Gene Ontology annotation, cellular component: nucleus; cytoplasm. The transcript has 3 exons. The coding region runs from base 122 to 532 and encodes 136 amino acids.
CUGACAGCUUGGUAAUCCAGUCUGAUCGCUGAUCGUCUGGCAGGAACAGGACUUAAGAGAAGCAAGAUACCGACACACACUAACCCUCUCGCCUAACUCAAACACAGACAGAAAAAAAAAAAUGAAAGCAAUAAGCCCCGUGCGGUCCUUCCGGAAAAACAACGCGAAUUUAUCAGAGCACUCCUUGGGAAUCUCUCGGAGCAAGACCCCGGUGGAUGACCCGCUCAGCCUGCUGUACAACAUGAACGACUGCUACUCCAAGCUGAAGGAGCUGGUGCCCAGCAUCCCCCAGAACAAGAACGUCAGCAAGAUGGAAAUCCUGCAGCAUGUAAUCGACUACAUUUUGGACCUGCAGAUCGCGCUGGACUCCAGCGUCGCAAUAACCAGCCUGCAUCACCCUGCGCGGCCGGGGCAGGCUCCGUCCAGGACCCCUCUGACCACCCUCAACACAGAUAUCAGCAUCUUGUCAUUACAGUCCCCGGAGUUGCCAUCAGAGCUGAUGACAGAUGACAGCCGGACUCUGCAUCGUUAAAGCGGUGUUUGGUCAAGACGCAAAACACACACACACACACACACACACACACACACACACACACACACACACACACACACACAGAAAACACACACGCGCACUCACACACACUCGCAGGACCUGGGGAGCAGGACUUUCCCCCUCCUCUCCAACUCCAACCCUCUGUCCUCCAGGCCUGGAUUUUUUUUUUCUCUUUUUUUUUUUUUCUUUUUUUUUGUUUUUUUCUUCUGACGCUGAAAAUCAAGAGACUUUUGCUUAUUAUGGGACAAUCUUAUGUGAUGUGUUUUCUGUUUGGACACUUUCAUUAUUAUUUAACUUAAGACUAUUUUUUUUUUAAUUAUUUGUGGGUCCUUUCUGGAAAACGGAAGGCGCUUUUUAUAUUCCCGACAGUGGGAGGAAAAACGAGAUUAUUGUCACAAGGAUUAUUUCAACCUACCCCCCCCCCCCCCCCUCUCUCUCUCUCUAUCCCUCCUCCCCUCUUGUCCCCCCCUCUCCUCCUUGUUGAAGUCUUCGCUUUUUUUGCGGAGGUGGGAACGUGAAUAGAAAAAGACAACUUGGUUUAGUUACUGUAAAAAGUUUAGUCUUGUCUUGUCAGAAUUGUUGGCACAUGAAGGACUGGACGUUGUUUAAAGGAGAGAAAAAAAGAGAAGAAAAAAGAAGAAAAGAAGUUAAAAUGAAAGAAUGAACCGUGUGAACUCUUAUCGGGAGUUUAUCUUGUAUAGUUGCAGGAAUUUGAAACUUCUGCAAAAGUGUAAUGUUGUACUUAAUUAUGCUGAAACUUUUUAUAAAAGUAAUGUAAAUUGUACCUUUUUUAUACAAAAAUAAAUCAAAAACGCAA